ACUAGGGAAUCCAUUAGAUGAUGUUAUCGUCGUUGUUUCCUUGCCAACCCUGCUCGACUUGCUGAAACAAAACGCAUAAAACCCAGCAAGCCAGUGUUUGGCGAGGUGUUGCAGACAUCAACACGCAAAUACGCACAACGUCUCUGCGUAACUGCAUCGAUGAACAACCACAGUGUUCCUCUAUCGCCCGUAUUGCCACUCACAAGUUUUGGAAACGUGUUGGUGUUCCUCUUCAGCAUUCUUCUGGCGACGACCAUCAUUUUUCUCAACUUCUCGGUGCUACUGUCCAUUUUGAUGAACAAAUCGCUGCGCAACGAGAACCGUUUCAUGUUCAUGUUGAGCACCUGCCUGAGUGACAUCUGCUCCGGGGUGUCUUAUUAUUAUGCUGGUGUUCUCGACGUGAGGGACCACUACACCUCUCCCAAUAGAACCUUCUACAUCGCCCCUACAUUCCUCGGGCUGUCAUACAUGGCCAUAAUCGCUGCUCAGGCAGACCGUUACCAUGCGGUGGCUUCUCCUUUCAAAUAUUCCCAACGAAUGACCAGAAACAGGACCCUUCUUGUCAUUCUUGUUUACUGGGUAUAUGCCUUCGUCAUUGUCGCUGUCAACAACCUAGUUCCAGUAGGGACAGCCAAAAGAGUCACUGGCAUCGGUUCGUUCCUGGGGAACAUAUGCACUGUCAUAAUUAUGAUUGGUCUGAAUAUCCGACUGUACUACAUUGCCACGUUUCAGUUGAUGAAGGAGCCGCCCUCCGCAGACAGGGAUGGCAAACGCUCCUCGAUUUAUCUCGUCGUGAUCGUUGCUGUGUUUUUUCUAGGGGCCUGGUUGCCCCUAUUCAUUCACAUUAUUGUGUGUAAUUUCAGCGGCACUACGUGUUAUUCGUUUAAGAACGAAGGCACUGACCCCAUUCGUAUUCUGCCCCGCCUUAACGCCGUGAUCACCCCUGUUCUGUAUACCAGAGGGUGCACUGCGCUCAGAGAAAGUCUUUUCACCCACGUCUGGCGAUCCUGCUGCCGGAGGUGAGAGUGAAGACUGUUUGCAUUAGGACUAUAGGCCUGCACUGCCUUGAUUUAACACAUGUUUGUCCAGCAUGCUAUAAGUGCAUGGACAAUAUAGCCAAGGGACAUU
Molecule: messenger RNA, 1128 nt
Organism: Gadus macrocephalus (Pacific cod)
Lineage: Eukaryota; Metazoa; Chordata; Actinopteri; Gadiformes; Gadidae
Product: adenosine receptor A2a-like
Exons: 1
Coding region: 160-1023 (287 amino acids)
Biological process (GO): G protein-coupled receptor signaling pathway
Cellular component (GO): membrane
Molecular function (GO): G protein-coupled receptor activity
Source: RefSeq, a predicted model, not a curated record